Didymodactylos carnosus is the source of this 2352-nucleotide messenger RNA. The record is from the annotation of a GenBank genome assembly. Lineage: Eukaryota; Metazoa; Rotifera; Eurotatoria; Philodinida; Philodinidae.
AUGAAGGUGCUCGCACAAGGUUUAAAAAACGGACCACCAACAUUUCAACGCAUCGUCGACGACGUUCUCGGUCCCCACCGAUGGCAAUGUUGUCUCGCGUAUCUCGAUGAUAUUCUCAUUUACUCGCGAUCGUUUACUGAACAUCUCAAACAUGUUGAACUUGUGUGUAUGGCUCUGGCACGUGCGAAUUUUCGUUUAAACACGCAAAAAUGUGAAGUAUUCAAAACCAGAAUUGAUUUCCUUGGACAUACCAUCGCUAAUUCCGAUGUUUCUCCGUUAUCCGAUAAGGUGCGGGCAAUCCUCGAGAUCCCUGAACCAAAGAGUGCCGAUGAUGUGAUGAAAUUUGUAAACACAGCUGGUUACCACCGAAAUUAUAUCCAAAAUUUUUCUACAAUCGCAGCUCCACUUUACAAAUUUUCAAAAAAGACAAAAAACAAAUUUAGUUGGGGAUCAGAAGAAAAGCAUGCAUUUGAAAUAAUAAAAAAUCGGUUAACCGAAGCUCCCGUUCUCCACCAUCCCGAUCACAAACUACCAUUUAUUAUCGCCACAGAUGUGUCGCAAGUCGGGAUUGGCGCAGUAUUAAUGCAGAUAAAAGACAAGUCAAAAGGCCCGCAUCCAAUCGCCUUUAUGUCAUGGAAACUUAAUGCACAGCAGCAGAACUGGUCCACCAUCGAGCGUGAGUGUUAUGCUGUGUUAGAAGCUGUCAAAUUGUGGGAUUCGUACGUGUCCGGAAAUGAAUUUAUUGUGCAAACGGAUCACCAUCCGUUAUGCUGGCUUCAACAAAAAUUUUCAAAAAAUGCUAAAUUAAAUCGAUGGAGAAUGGAUCUCCAAGGCUAUACGAUGGAAAUUAUCCAUGUGUCUGGGAAGUGUAAUCCUGUAGCCGAUUGUUUGUCACGUUUUCCCGUCGAUUCUCCAAUCAAUGUUGACAAGCCGAUUAUCAUGAAUUCGACUGGGGUGCAAGUUGAUCGACUUCUCGAUGGCAACACAUGUUCUUCUGUCAAUGUUAUAACGCGAGCAAUGGCUAAAAAGGUUGCUCAUCCUCCUCAUUUGAUCCUUAAGAAUCCCACAACAGCCCAACAAUCGACGCCAACAUUACAGACAACAUCAUCAGCCGCGCAGACCACGCCUGAUCGUAUGGUAUCAAAUCAGGCACCGAAACUGGUUGAUGGUACAGUAACAGUACCGGUUAGCAUCUAUAAAAUUGUUGUCUUCACCUCCGAACAGUUGAAGCAACAUCAGGCAGCCGAUAAGGAAAUUCAGAACAUUGUGAGGAAUAUUCAGCACCAAACAUUUAGGCAAAAGUAUGUUGUCGACAAUGGAUUAUUGUGCAAGAAGCUUCAGCGAUUUAAUGGAAUUAAAAUCGUACCCGUUUUGCCACAAGCUCAAAUUCAAAGCGUACUGUUGGCCUAUCAUGAUUCGGCCGAAAACGGAGCACAUUUCGGAACUGAGAAGACAUAUUACAAAAUUCGAGAUCGUUACUAUUGGAGGAAUAUGUACGACGCUAUCCGAAAGCAUGUCCAGUCCUGCUCGAAUUGCAAAAUACACAAACAUCAUCGGCGAAAACCCGAUGGGGUGUUACACCCAAUUGAACCAAUGCGUGGACCAUGGGAGAAAGUCGCGAUUGACUUCGUAGGCGAAAUUCAUCCAUCCUCAACACGUGGGAACAAAUACAUCAUUGUGUGUACGGACUUGUUUUCCAAAUUCGUUAUCACAAAAGCGGUACGAGAUUGUUCUGCCAAAACAGCCGUGAAAUUCAUUGAAGAGGAAGUGUUGAAAUAUGGAACUCCGUUGAGUGUGUUAACUGAUAAUGGAACUCAUUUUACCGCUCAAGAGUUUAAACAAAAUCUAAUGGAUAUAGGAGUGGUUCAUCUACUAUCAACCCCAUACCAUCCACAAACGAAUGGGCAAUGUGAAAGGUUUAAUGCUUCAAUGUGCUCGAGCGUUGCCACAUUGGCUAAUAAUAAUCGAACCGGUUGGGACGAACAAUUAUUAAAAACAACAAUGGCCUACAAUUCGUGUAGACAUUCGACAACGAAAGUAACACCAUUUGAAUUAAUGCACGGUAGAGAAUUUCGUUCACCAUUUGAUCUUCCUCCACCGACGACGACCCUUCCAGAACCAUCCGAGUUCAUCAGACAUCAACGUGAAUAUCGAAGAAUAGCCUACCAAUAUGUUCAACAAAACAUCGUUCAACAACAAAAUCAAGCACGACAGCGCUACAAUGCCAAUCGGAGGGACAAACAAUAUUUUGUUGGUGAUUUGGUAUGGUAUCAACAUCAUGGAACAAGUUUGAUCCAAGGAAUAUUGGACCGUAUGAAAUUAUUCAAAAACUUGGAGACCAAUCAUAUAUAA